AUGCCAAUUUUUGGUCGCAUUGACAGAAUCAUUUUGGACAAUGACGAUUGUCACUUUGUAGUUAAAAAGUUUAGUAGUGAGUAUAUUGCUCAAUAUGCUGGAUACAAACUUUAUGAAUCCGGACUAUCCAUACUUAUUGACUCUAAUGAUGAUUCGCAGUCAUCAGUUUUUAGCGGAUCAAUAUUAGAUGAAGCCGAAAUAAGAGAACGGGGGUUAAACAUUUCGCCAACAUUGUUUAGCAAACCUGAGCGGAAACGUAACCCACCAAAUUUUCAGCCAAGCAAUUUAUUUGAAGACAUAUCACCAAAUCACGAAGAAUUGACAACCAGAGAGCCUAUUAUUAACGAGUCGUCGCAAGGAGAGAUCAUUAACCAAAUCUCCGAUCCAAUUCCCAUAGAGAUUGAUGGCUCAUUUCUGCAAUUACAUAGUACCGAUGAAUUAGAAUCUGGACCAUUACACCAGAUUAACUUCUCGAACAACAAAUCCAAUGUCCUGAACGUUCCGACCAUCCAGAAAAAAUUUUAUGGAUUCAGCAUCCAGUCCGUGCUUUUGGGAACCGAAUCCACUAGAAGAAUUUUAAAUGAAAAAAUUCCGGCCAAAAGGAUGCUAAUCCGGGAAGAUAGGAUUGCAGUGACUAAUGCGUUGGUUGAUGCUUUGAUAGCAAAUUUAGGAGUUAGUCCAAGCAAAGAAGCUUUACAUCAAUUAGCAUUGGAUUUAGUGACUAGUUAUCCAGAACUAGGAGAUUCUAGGAAGAAGAAUUUUGGAUCUACAAUGUGGUUCCAAAAUAUCACUCAUGGUUCAGGAUCACCAGGUUAUUUAAUGGAACGCAUUAAAAACCAGCGCAAGAAAUUGGAGUCACGUAAAAACACCGACUAUCAUGACGAGACAGAUAUUUUGUCCUAG
Messenger RNA from Folsomia candida, 903 nucleotides. RefSeq lists its product as uncharacterized. The transcript is spliced from 6 exons. Lineage: Eukaryota; Metazoa; Arthropoda; Collembola; Entomobryomorpha; Isotomidae. The record is from RefSeq and is a predicted model, not a curated record. The coding region runs from base 1 to 903 and encodes 300 amino acids.